Xenopus laevis (African clawed frog) is the source of this 901-nucleotide messenger RNA. RefSeq names its product peroxiredoxin 4 S homeolog (gene prdx4.S). The record is from RefSeq and is marked predicted. Lineage: Eukaryota; Metazoa; Chordata; Amphibia; Anura; Pipidae. Gene Ontology annotation, molecular function: peroxiredoxin activity; thioredoxin-dependent peroxiredoxin activity; oxidoreductase activity. Gene Ontology annotation, cellular component: endoplasmic reticulum; cytosol. Gene Ontology annotation, biological process: hydrogen peroxide catabolic process; cellular oxidant detoxification; response to oxidative stress.
AGCUGAUCAUGGCGCUACCCCAGCGGCGUUAUCUGGCGGCCACUUUCACCCUGUGUCUUCUCUUGCUGUCAGCUGUCACGUGUGAGAGUCAGGAGGAGAAGGAGCAGUCCCAGGGCCGGUCUGGUCGAUCUGCUGCCCCGGAUGGAGAAUGUCACUUCUAUGCAGGGGGGCAGGUUUACCCCGGAGAGGCGACCCGUGUGCCAGUGUCCGACCACUCUCUGCACCUCAGCAAAGCCAAAAUUUCCAAGGCUGCUCCAUACUGGGAAGGAACAGCAGUGAUCAACGGAGAGUUCAAAGAGUUGAAACUUACAGAUUAUAAAGGGAAAUACCUGGUGUUCUUUUUUUAUCCUCUUGAUUUUACAUUUGUGUGCCCAACUGAAAUCAUCGCAUUUGGAGACAGAAUAGAAGAAUUUAGAUCCAUAAACACUGAAGUUGUAGCCUGCUCCGUGGAUUCUCAGUUCACACACUUGGCAUGGAUAAAUACUCCACGCAAACAAGGAGGGCUUGGGCCCAUGAAAAUUCCUCUGCUCUCUGAUUUGACGCAUCAGAUUUCAAAGGAUUAUGGAGUCUAUUUAGAAGACCAGGGGCAUACAUUAAGAGGACUUUUCAUUAUUGAUGACAAAGGAGUCCUUCGACAGAUUACAAUGAACGAUCUUCCUGUUGGGAGAUCUGUAGACGAGACACUACGUCUAGUUCAGGCAUUCCAGUAUACAGACAAACAUGGAGAAGUUUGCCCUGCUGGUUGGAAACCUGGGAGUGAAACUAUAAUUCCCGACCCAGCUGGAAAGCUGAAAUAUUUUGAUAAACAACACUAACAUUUCUUGUUUUUUUUUUUUUUUAAUGUAUCAAUCAGCAUUUGUUUACACUGCUUGCAAAUAAAAUUCUAUGAAUUUUGUUAAUA